Nicotiana attenuata is the source of this 2675-nucleotide messenger RNA. Its product is annotated as glucan endo-1,3-beta-glucosidase. Bases 691 to 1851 code for a protein of 386 amino acids. Gene Ontology annotation, cellular component: plasma membrane. The record is from RefSeq and is a predicted model, not a curated record. The transcript has 2 exons. Gene Ontology annotation, molecular function: hydrolase activity, hydrolyzing O-glycosyl compounds. Gene Ontology annotation, biological process: carbohydrate metabolic process. NCBI's taxonomy places the organism in Eukaryota, Viridiplantae, Streptophyta, Magnoliopsida, Solanales, Solanaceae.
GAGUGUAUCAGAGGGAUAAUUUGGAAUAUCAUGUCUAAUUGCAAAAAACUAAGGUAUCCUAGAAUUUCCCGCGAUCCUGAGUCCUGACUGGUUUACCCUUUAUCCUAGAUGUACAACUUGUCCUUUAUUUUAAGCUAUUGAAGAAUGUCUCCUGCAUGUUUUCUAAUUCUUGCCCGGUUUCUGUCAAUGAACUUUUUCGACAUAAAAAAUUUGUGAUAGACAAGUUUAAAGUUUCAAAAUACUCACGUCAAAAGAUUUAAAUUUGACUAUUCCCCGUAUUUUCUGUUUUCCCUUGCCUUGUUUUCUGUCAAUGUUAUGUUUUUGACAUCAAAAUAUUUUUCCAAUGUCUAUGUCAAAAUGUUCGAAAUAAUACUGGUAAAAGCUUUAAAAAAGCAGGCAACAAUUUUCCUUUAUCAACGUUGUCUUUGAUGUGAAAAGGGACAAAACUAGCAUAUUCCUAUGGUAAGAUCUAAGGGGUGUAUCUCAUAUCCAUAUUUGCCAAAGCGAAAAAGAAGAGAUUCCUCUCCUGUACUAGUUGUUCUAUGAAUAUACCUUUCCUCCCUUGACAACCCAGAACAUCAAUCUGAAUGCCAAUUUCCAAAGGAAAGCAUCUAGCACAGGUGCCUUUCUUCAGCCAAGCUGCUGACAUGCAGACAUAUUUGCAGCAACCUGCAACAACCAAGCGCAGUAAUGGCGAAGGUCUUCUACUCACCCCUAGUUCAUCUUCUCGGCGCAUUGCUUGUCAUCCUUACACCAAUUUUCAUUCAAGGAGUUGAAGGAACAAUUGGUAUCAAUUACGGCACAGUGGCUGACGACCUGCCUCCACCAGUCCAAGUUGCGCGCUUCCUCCUUGAAUCCACAUUUAUCCGUAGUGUGAGACUCUUUGAUGCCAACCCAGAAAUCUUGAAAGCAUUUGCUCACACUGGUAUUUCAGUGACUCCCAACGUCCCCAAUGACUUUAUUCCACACCUUACCAAGUUAAGUUUUGCCCGGCAAUGGGUGGAAACUAACGUCCUGCCUCACAUCCCCGCCACCAACAUAGUGAGAAUACUUGUUGGCAAUGAAGUAAUUUCAACUGCCAACAAGUUACUUAUUGGGAGCCUAGUUCCUGCUAUGGAAACACUCCACGCUGCCCUCGUCGAAAGAUCCUUGGACCGUCUCAUCCAAAUUUCUACACCACAUUCCCUAGGCAUACUCGCAAGUUCUAGCCCACCUUCCACUGGGAAAUUUAGACCAGGAUAUGACAUCCAUAUUCUCAAGCCAUUGCUUGACUUCCUCAGAGCUACUAAUUCACCAUUCAUGAUAAACCCAUAUCCAUUUUUUGGUUUUUCUCAAAACACACUAGAUUAUGCACUCUUCAGGCCUAAUCCAGGGGUGUUCGACGAAAACACACGACUCACCUACACGAACAUGCUGGAUGCACAGUUAGACGCCGUCUACUCGGCCCUAAAGCUCCUGGAUUUUGAAGAUAUUGAGAUUGUUAUUGCAGAAACUGGGUGGCCGUCGAAAGGAGAUCCAGGGCAAGCUGGAGUAGACGUUGGAAGCGCGGCGGAAUACAAUAGAAAGCUCAUGCAACACGUGAUGUCUGGUGUUGGGACACCACUAAUGCCUAACAGGACAUUUGAAACGUACAUUUUUGCACUCUUCAAUGAGGAUUUAAAACCAGGGCCAACUUGUGAAAGAAAUUUUGGAUUGUUCAAGCCUAAUAUGACGCCAGUUUAUGACAUAGGAAUCCUACGUCCAACGGUAGCUAAUGCUGCCAAUGCUGCUGCGCCCGUUAAUGAUCAUAGUCACACUAAUAGUAGAACAUAUUUGUUAAUACUCCUGUACGUGUGCUUGAUGUGUCUGUAAAAUUGGCUCUGGUCUGCAGGCAAAAGUGAUUCCAUCGUAUUCGACACCAAAGGCUGCACCUAUGAAUCCAACAACACCUGCACCUGCUAAAGGAAAAAGAUGGUGUCUUCCGAAAUCAGGAGCAAAUAAGGAAGCAAUACAGAGGAACAUUGAUUAUUGUCUACACUCCGGUAGGUGGUCUGGUCGUGCAAGGGGGUGUUGGAGUGGGUUAGAGUCCUACAUUGGUUGGGGAAUGGACUGAUAGCCUCCUUAUGAACUUGGGCAAUCCUCGCCUCAUGAGCUAGCUUUUGGUGUUGAGUUAGGCCCAAAUGUCAUAUCUUUACAUGGUAUCAGAGCCAGAUCUGUUCCCGUUUGAGCCCCUAUAAUAUAUUGUUCACGCUCCAGUUGGUGGUCUGGGCAUGCGAGGGGACACAUUGAUUGGGGAAUGGGCUGGUGAUCUCCUUAUAUGGACUUGGGCAAUCCAACCUAGUGGAAGUAUGGUUAUGCUUGUGAUUUUAAAGGAACUGGAGCUGUCAUCACUAGAGAUCCAAGUAAGUUGGGAUGGUUAAGUUGCUUUGAUUUGAAAUCAUGUUGUGAGAGCUUAAUGAUUCGAUUCCUUUGUAUAAUUGUAUCUUGAAAUUUCAGGCUACGGAAAGUGCAAAUAUUGAAGGAUGUUUUGGAGCAAAAGAACUACCGUUCAUAGAAGAUAUACUAACCAAAAAAGUAAUUAUAAGCUAGUUUGACGAGCUUUUAUAAGCUUAGCCAAACACCCUCUAAAUUUCUUUUGAUUGCUCAAUUUUGAAAUAAGAAAAUUACAUUUGGCUUUGUGAAGUAUAUACGAAGUU